This is a messenger RNA of Aspergillus welwitschiae, 2749 nucleotides long. Its product is annotated as OPT family oligopeptide transporter. Gene Ontology annotation, cellular component: fungal-type vacuole membrane. The coding region runs from base 158 to 2605 and encodes 815 amino acids. NCBI's taxonomy places the organism in Eukaryota, Fungi, Ascomycota, Eurotiomycetes, Eurotiales, Aspergillaceae. The transcript has 2 exons. The record is from RefSeq and is a predicted model, not a curated record. Gene Ontology annotation, molecular function: oligopeptide transmembrane transporter activity.
CAAUCAGUUCCCCAGCCAUCCUCGCGGCCUUUUUAUCUCCCCGCUUUCCUCUCCGUCCCUUGCGUGAUGGCUCGUUGACCCGCCUUUCCCUUCCUUCAGUGACAGGAGAGCCGUCCUCUCGUGCUGGCUCGACUAACCUGAAUCGUGACGGCAUCCGAUGAACUACCAAUCCAUUACCAUGGCAGGCAAUGCCUCCAACAGCGACCAUCCGGAGGAUGGAGCAGUCCGAGAUGGCUCUCCGCUAACAUCCUCGGUCGACUUUGGUGACCGGUCAGCCUACGCCGAUGAUGCCCGCUCCUCCGCAACCUCCCCGCAAAGCUUCACCACGCGCUCCCUGCUCGUCGGCCUUCUUAUCGGCGCUCUCAUUACCUUCUCCAAUACAUACUUUGGACUGCAGACAGGAUGGAUCAGCACUAUGGCCAUGCCAUCUGCCCUAAUCGGCUUCUCCGUCUUCAAGGUCUUUUCCAAAUACCUGUCGUAUCCGUUUACACCCAUCGAGAACGUCCUCAUACAAACAGUAGCAGGAGCGGUGGGGACCAUGCCGCUGGGCUGUGGGUUUGUCGGGGUCAUCCCGGCAUUGGAAUUUCUGAUCAAAGAUGGCGAAGAUGGCCCAUCGGGGGAUGGUGGUACCGGGGAAGGCGGACCUCUGAAGCUGAACUUUUGGAAGCUCGUUCUCUGGAGCUUGGGUGUCUGUCUGUUUGGCGUCGUGUUCGCUGUUCCGCUGAGGAAGGAGGUGAUCGUUCGGGAAAAGUUGAAGUUCCCGAGUGGAACAGCCUCAGCGCUGAUGCUGAGGGUGCUGCACGGAAGUGGUCAGGGCGACGAGAAGUCGAAGAAGCGAGUGGAUGACGUCGAGGGUGUCAUACGGCGUGAGGAGAGAUCCUACGCAUCGACUUUGGCGCAUGAACCCGAGGAAACUGGCGUUUUGCUGAGAAAUGCUAGCUCUGGCGAUGAGAACAGUGUCCAAGAGGACUGGAGAUCCAAGAUGCGUCUCCUGGUGGGCGCCUUCGUGGUGUCCGGCAUUUAUACCCUUUUCUCCUAUUUCGUCUCCCAAGUCCGAGAUAUUCCUAUCCUGGGACUUUAUCUCGCCAAAAACUGGCUCUGGACCCUUAAUCCGUCUCCCGCAUAUGUUGGCCAGGGCAUUAUCAUGGGACCUUCGACCUGUAUGCAUAUGCUCUUCGGUGCGUUCUUGGGCUGGGGGAUUCUUUCGCCGCUUGCAAAGGCCCGCGGAUGGGCCCCGGGGCCUGUGGACAGCUGGGAAGAUGGAAGUAAGGCUUGGAUCGUCUGGAUCUCACUGGCCAUUAUGCUUGCCGACUCCCUUGUCAGUCUUGGCUGGCUGGUCGUGAGGCCUCUUAUACCCCGUGCUUCGCAUAUGAAAGACAAGCUCCUCCACAGCCGCGCUGGACGGCGGGUUCUAUCUGGAGGCUCGACAUCUUCCAAUCAUCACUCGUACAUUUCCUAUUCUGCCCUGAGUCCCAUCACGGAGGAGUCUUCUGUGCCGAGCCAUCCCGUCCCUUCCAUCGGGAGACACAGCGCAAUCGACGAGGCGGAUGAAGAUGCGCCUCCAUCCCAGCUUAAUUCUAACCGGACAGUCAUCAUCCUCCUCCCACUUACUUUGAUCCUUAACGUUGUCUGCAUGCACUUCGUAUUCGGCGACAUAAUGUCUCCACUGCUUUCCAGCCUCGCCACCCUGCUGGCGGUCCUCCUUUCCAUCAUGGGCGUCCGCGCCCUUGGCGAAACAGACUUGAACCCCGUCUCUGGAAUCAGCAAACUCACCCAGUUGCUCUUCUCCCUGGCUACUCCUGCCUCUCAUUUUUCCCGCCGUACUGCCUUGGUCACCAACCUCCUCGCCGGCGCCGUAUCCGAGUCCGGUGCCCUGCAAGCCGGAGACAUGAUGCAGGAUCUUAAAACCGGACAUCUCCUUGGUGCCAGCCCCAAGGCCCAAUUCUACGGCCAAAUGAUCGGCAGUCUUGUUGGCGCCGUGCUUUCCACCGCCGUCUACAAUAUGUACGUCAGCGUAUACGAAGUCCCCGGUCCGAUGUUCCAAACUCCCACCGCAUACGUCUGGAUCUUCACGGCCCGCCUAGUCACCGGCCAAGGCCUCCCUCCAAUGGCAUGGCAAGCGUCCCUUGUCGCCGGAAUCAUCUUCGUAGCCGUCACCAUCCUCCGCAUUGUCGCCUCAUCCCCAAUCGCCAACGGCGGACGCAGAGAUGUCACCGCCCCCUGGAAGGAUUUUAUUCCCGGCGGCAUUGCCGUAGCGGUGGGAAUUUUCAACGUUCCAUCCUUCACUUUAGCCCGUGCCAUCGGCGGCUUGAUUGCCUGGUGGUGGGCCCGGGGACAUUCUAACAAAGUCGCCGCCGGCGGGUCGGACCCGAGCACCGACGACAUUCAAACAAAUUUGUCCGACUCAUGGACGGCUGAUGGCCGUGCGGGAUCCUCAUCCGGAUUUCAUCAUCAUCAACCACAACAACACAGUCAGGCGGUCGCGAAGGAGGCGGAUUCCGCCUCUUCAUCUGUUGUGGUCCUUGCCUCGGGAUUGAUUCUUGGCGAGGGCAUCAUUAGUAUUGUAAACUUGCUUCUGGCAAGUGGCGGGGUUCCGCAUCUUUGAUAGCGGAAAGACAGCAGAGGUGGUAGGUACAUAGAGUACUCCUUGUUAGUUGCUGGGUUGUUUGUAUCUAUCUUGUUUGUUUCGGUACUGGGUGGAGAUGAGGUGGAUGAUAGAAUCUAGAAGUCUAGAUAAAUAAAAGCGGAC